AAACUACUUCUCCCUCCGAUUAAUGAUCUAUGUAGUUCACACAAGUGAACACUGAACGCUGUGUGUGUGUGUGUGUGUGUGUGAGAGAGAGAGAGAGAGAGAGAGAGAGAGGAUUUGUUCUAUAGGUGUGCAUUUCUGUCUAUUUUUCUAGGAGAAUUUGAAAAUGGAGCACUAGAAUUGAAGCACGGUGGAUUCUGACCGUCCAAUUGCAACCCUUAUCUAUCACUACAUUCACUACCUUCAGUGAUAACGACACAGAAGCAAUAUGAGAGAGUUGUGCUUGCUUUGACGUUUCCUUUGGUGAUCCUGAAUCAUGAUGUUGUUGUUAUUAGUAUGACAUGAGUUUUUAGAAAGAGAGGAUUGGAUAAAAGUAGACAUGGGGGCUAUUGGUGGUGAAGAACAGAUGAAGUGGGAGAAAAUGCAAGGGACGGCACUGAGUGGUGAAGAGAAGAUUCUGGUUUUGGUGAGGUUGAGGCCUCUGAGUGAAAAGGAAAUUGCAAGGAAUGAAGCUUCUGAUUGGGAAUGCAUUAAUGAAACCACCAUUUUCUAUAGGAACAGUUUCCAGGAGAGGUCUGGACUUCCAACUGCUUAUACUUUCGACAAAGUGUUUAGGGGAGACUGCACAACAAGGGAAGUGUACGAAGGAGGAACAAAGGAUAUUGCCCUUUCAGUUGUCAGGGGAAUCAACUCAACUAUCUUUGCGUAUGGACAAACAAGCAGCGGAAAGACAUACACCAUGAAUGGAAUUACUGAGUAUACAGUGGCAGAUAUAUACGACUACAUGAAAAGGCAUGAAGAAAGAUCUUUUGUUUUAAAGUUUUCUGCUAUGGAGAUUUACAACGAAGUUGUUAGAGACCUCCUCAGUUCAGAUAGUACUCCGCUAAGAAUGCUCGAUGAUCCUGAGAAAGGGACCAUCAUUGAGAAACUCACAGAAGAAACUUUACGGGGCUGGGAUCAUCUCAAAGAGCUCUUAUCCAUCUGUGAAGCUCAAAGACAAACCGGGGAGACCUAUCUUAACUUAGCUAGUUCCAGGUCUCAUCAAAUUCUAAGAUUGACAAUUGAAAGUUCAGCUCGUGAGUUUAUAGGGAAGGAGAACAAAACAACUCUUGCUGCGAGUGUGAACUUUGUUGAUCUGGCGGGAAGUGAACGUGCAUCUCAGGCGCUGUCUGUUGGGCAAAGACUGAAAGAAGGCUGUCAUAUUAAUCGCAGUUUACUGACCCUAGGAACUGUCAUUCGCAAGCUCAGCAUGGAAAGACAUGGGCAUGUGAACUACAGGGACUCUAAGCUAACACGUAUCCUUCAACCUGCGUUAGGAGGCAACGCGAGAACUGCCAUUAUUUGCACCCUGAGCCCAGCACAGAGUCAUGUUGAGCAAUCUCGAAAUACACUUUUAUUUGCCAGCUGCGCAAAAGAAGUGACCACUAAUGCACAGGUCAAUGUAGUCAUGUCCGACAAGGCCUUGGUGAAGCAUCUACAGAAAGAGUUAGCUAGAUUAGAAAGCGAAAUAAGAACUCCUAUAACUACUUGUGAUCAUGUGGUAUUGCUGAGGAAGAAAGAUCAGCAGAUUGAAAAGUUAGAGAAUGAAAUGAGGGAAUUAACUAAGCAGCGUAAUCUUGCUCAAUCCCGGGUUGAGGAUUUGCUGCGGAUGUUUGGAAAUGAUAAAAUUUCCAGCCAAAGGGGUGCAUCAAGUCUACUUCCUAAAUCACUAGAAGGGAGCAUGUUUGGAGAUGAAUGCUCAGUAUCUGACUCAAUAGCUAAAGCUGAGUCAUAUAACAGGGACAGUGAAAGUGAUGUCACAUCCUAUGCUAUACCUACUCAAUGUAGUGGCAACUUUGGUUUGCCUGAUCGAUAUCAAAGGAGCAAAAAUUUCGCUUUUGUGACAGGAGAAGAUUCUGAUGAUUUUUGCAAGGAAGUUCAAUGUAUUGAGGUGGAUGAGCUUGGUGGAAAUAGAACCUUUGAAUCCUUUAGCUUAUCAAACUAUGAGAAUGGAGAAAGAAUAUCUCCUCCUUCCAGCAAUGGACAUGUUGACCAUAGGGAGCUAUCACCACUGUCUCAUGGACAAGCUAGCAGCACUAGAAAUUGCUUUCCUCAUGGGCCAUUGGAGCAGAAAAUGCAUGACAUACAGAAGACUACAGAUUCUCUUGCCAGAUUUCACCCUCUUGAUUCAUCUCCAUGUGCCCUUUCAACAAGUAUAUCAGGCUAUAUAAACAUGAAAUUAACAAGAAGCAGGAGCUCUAGAGAAAAUCUUAUGAUUGGCUCGUUUUCACCUGAAUCUGGGAUAGUAGAACAAAGAGAGACUACCCCAACUGACGAGCAAGGCCUCCAAAGGAAGCACUGGAAAUAUCCUCCAUUAAUUUACGGGAAAACCAGACCUAAAUUGUCAAGAAACAAUUCACAGUCCUCUAACUGUAGCACUUUCAUAGAUGAGCUCAAAAGUGGCAGCAAUGCUCCUGGAGAUGAGGAUAUCCCGAGUGUUGACACUUCUGUGGCAGGCCUGAAGGAGAUGGCUAAGCUUGAGUAUGAUAAUCAACUGCACAAUCAGGCUCAAGAUUCUGGGAAGUCGAAAAGGAAUAUAAAAAAUGUCGGAUUGGAUCCUAUGCCACUCUCAUUGGAAGUUCCUUCAGAUUGGCCUCUUGAAUUUGGGAAGCUGCAAAAAAGGAUUAUUGAACUUUGGCAGACUUGCCAUAUUUCGUUGAUCCACAGGACAUAUUUCUUCCUGCUGUUUAAAGGUGACCCUUUGGACUCUAUUUACAUGGAGGUCGAGGUUAGAAGACUUUCAUUCCUCAAGGAGACAUUUCUCAAAGGAAAUUCAGCUUUUCAAGGUGGUCAGACAGUCGGUCUUGCGUCAAGCCUUAAAGCUCUUCGCCGUGAGAGAGCUAUGCUAAGCAGGCUCAUAUAUAAAAGGUUUCCAGGAGAUGAGAGAAAUGAGAUCUUCCAUAAAUGGGGCAUAAAGUUAAGCUCCAAAAGGAGGAGACACCAACUGAUUCAUCGUCUGUGGAGCGACACAGAUAUGAAUCACGUGAUGGAGAGUGCUGCCAUUGUUGCAAAGCUGAUUAAGUUCUCUGAGCAGGCGCCUGCUCUAAAGGAGAUGUUUGGGCUUAGCAUCAUACCUCCUCCACGCAUGUUAACGAUGUCCUUAGGCUGGAAGAACAGUUUGGCAUCUCUACUGUAAGCUUCUGGAACUGUGGUAAGAAGAAGUGAAAUUAGUGGUAUGCUUAUUGUUGCUCGGAUCAACUGCAUGUUUAUCAACCUCAUUUUAAUUUUUAAUUA
Nicotiana attenuata is the source of this 3270-nucleotide messenger RNA. Its product is annotated as kinesin-like protein KIN-7E. The record is from RefSeq and is a predicted model, not a curated record. Bases 377 to 3172 code for a protein of 931 amino acids. NCBI's taxonomy places the organism in Eukaryota, Viridiplantae, Streptophyta, Magnoliopsida, Solanales, Solanaceae. The transcript has 15 exons. Gene Ontology annotation, molecular function: microtubule motor activity; ATP binding; microtubule binding. Gene Ontology annotation, biological process: microtubule-based movement.